Messenger RNA from Arabidopsis thaliana (thale cress), 1341 nucleotides. RefSeq names its product FK506- and rapamycin-binding protein 15 kD-2 (gene FKBP15-2). Gene Ontology annotation, molecular function: peptidyl-prolyl cis-trans isomerase activity. The transcript has 7 exons. Gene Ontology annotation, cellular component: endoplasmic reticulum lumen. Bases 461 to 952 code for a protein of 163 amino acids. The record is from RefSeq and is marked reviewed. Lineage: Eukaryota; Viridiplantae; Streptophyta; Magnoliopsida; Brassicales; Brassicaceae.
GAGCUGCCGUUUUUUCACCAAGACGGAACUUAGAAACCUUCCCUGAGGCGACCGUGGAACUAGAGGCGCGUCGAUGCUCUGUCCCGAAGACGCAGCGGAAACCACCACCAACGAAUCGUAUCGGAACUUACGACGCGAGGGGAGAAAAACGCAAUCGCCGCCGCGGUUUUGUUUAACGAAAUUGCGGCGCGAUGGGGGAAACGGGAGAGAUCCGUGGUGGGAGAGAGAGGUGUCCAUUGAAAGAGAUAAGCAAAAAACGAUUGUGAGAUUUUUUGGGAUUGUGAAGAGAUUACAGAGGAGAAGAUUGAAGGAAGAGUCAGUGGGAGCAGAUUUGGAUAAGAGAUAAAAGAUGGGCUUUUACAAAAAUGCAGAACCCCACAGGCCUACCUAGGCCCAAUAAGAUUACCUCUAUACACUGAAGAAAAGGAAAAAACUGAAGAGUGAGAACUGAGAAGCGAUUAUGGCGAGCAAGAUGAGUCUCCGUUACUCUCUCUUUUUGAUCUUCUUCUCUCUCAUUUCACUCCAAGGUUUUGCCAAGAAGACCGGAGAUGUGUCGGAAUUGCAGAUCGGUGUCAAGUUUAAGCCAAAAACAUGUGAAGUUCAGGCUCACAAAGGUGAUACGAUCAAGGUGCACUAUAGGGGGAAACUUACUGAUGGAACUGUAUUCGAUUCGAGUUUUGAAAGGGGUGAUCCGUUUGAGUUUAAAUUAGGAAGUGGUCAGGUUAUCAAAGGUUGGGAUCAAGGUUUGCUAGGAGCGUGUGUAGGUGAGAAGAGGAAGUUAAAGAUACCUGCUAAACUUGGAUAUGGAGAACAAGGCUCUCCACCUACUAUCCCCGGUGGUGCAACACUGAUCUUUGACACAGAGCUUAUUGCGGUAAAUGAAAAACCAGCUGGUGGUGAAGAAUACGGAGGGGAUGAAGAUGAUGAGGGAUAUGGAAAUGACGAGCUAUGAUCCGGUCUCCGUUCUUUAACGAUUUUGCUUCAAGAGUUCUCUGGAUAAUACAAAGAAACCAUCUAUGGGAGGGUUUUUUCUAGUCUUUUGGCUUUUAGGCGUAAAGACUGCAGAUGAUUGUUAUGGUGAUAUUUAACAUUUUCUUUUCAUAAUUGGCUCAACUUCAAUUAGUUAGCCAAAGCAAAUUACACAGUACGGCUUAGCGACCUCAAUGGUGAUCUAUGCGCAGAAUGAGAGGGGUCAAGAAAAAUCUUAGGCAGUGUCGUCUUACAAAAAAAAAAAGACAACUACAAUGGCAAAAUACAAAAGUUUACCAUCAAUGCUUUUGUGAAACUCUUUGCUAUUAUUUUGACCUCAAUCCACCAAAUUCUCAAUGGUCAGUGGAUCAA